AUGGAGGAAUCCUCGGGGCUCCUCCUCAAGAUCCUUUCCGAGCUGGGCCUCGUUUCUCUCCAUCACAGCAGGCAAGACGUCAAGCUCCUCUGCCUACAGCGAUUCGUCCGCCUCUUCGCCUAUGGCGCGUCGACCCUGGUCUUGGUGCUCUACCUCCAGGCCCUGGGCAUCUCCAAGACCAGGAUCGGCCUUUUCAUGACGCUGACGCUGGUCGGCGAUGUUUGCAUCAGCUUCUGCCUCACGCUUGUGGCCGACGGAUUGGGCAGAAAGGCGAUUCUGGCUCUGGGCGCCCUUUUGAUGACUGGUAGCGGCGUUGCCUUUGCCUUCUGCGAGAAUUACUGGGUGUUGCUCGGGGCGGCCAUAUUCGGCGUCAUCAGUCCGAGUGGUAACGAGAUUGGCCCCUUUCGAGCCAUCGAGGAGAGCGUCGUUGCUCAUCUGACGGAGCCGGCGUCGAGAAGCGACGUCUAUGCCUGGUACAGCCUGCUCGGCACUGCUGGAACGGCAUUCGGGCUGAUGACUGGUGGAUGGGUCGUUCAAUAUGUCUCCACGGUCCUCGAAUGGCAGCUGAUUGAUGCGUACCGACUCAUCUUCUUGGGAUAUGCCGUCCUCGGCCUGGUCAAGCUCACCCUAGCCCUACUCCUGAGCAGCGCCGUCGAGGCCGACGAAACGGUCACAAAGGGAGCCAUCAAAGCGAACACAGAAGACGGCAACACUGAAACAUCUCCUCUCCUCGGCAAUGGGCAUGGCAUUUCGCAAGGAAACGAGGAGCAGCAAAAGAGCCGUAGCCGACUUGCGUCUCUUCUUCCCAACAUUAGCCAGGAAGGAUACGCUAUAAUGACCAGCUUGAGCGUCUUCUUCGCCCUGGACGCAUUUGCCUCGGGCCUGGCUUCCAUGUCUUGGGUGACGUACUUCUUCCGCUGGCGCUAUGGCAUUACAGAGGGAAAGCUGGGCUCCAUAUUCUUCGUCACGAGCAUCACUUCGGCUCUCUCCAUGCUUGUGGCCUCUUCCCUAGCCAAACGAUUCGGUAACAUCAAGACCAUGGUCUUUACGCAUCUGCCCUCGUCCAUCUUCCUCUCUCUCAUCCCGGUCUUCCCCGACGUGCGUCUCUCCUUGCUCUUCCUGUGGCUUCGCGCCUCCAGCCAGAGCAUGGACGUCGCACCUCGGGCAGCCUUCCUAGCGGCCGUUAUCAAGCCGAGCGAGCGGACAGCCAUCAUGGGCGUCAUAAACGUGGUCAAGACGAUCGGAGCCAGCCUUGGCCCCUUCCUUACGGGCAGCUUGGCGGACCAGGGCUUGUUCUGGGUUGCUUUUGUGACGGCCGGUUGUCUCAAGGCGAGCUACGACUUGGGAAUGCUUGCCGUUUUCCAGAAUCAUGAGAGACAUGCAGCUGAAAGGGAUAAGCAAAGACAAAUUGCGGAGAGGACUGUCGCUGGUUCUGCAUAG
Molecule: messenger RNA, 1440 nt
Organism: Trichoderma reesei QM6a
Lineage: Eukaryota; Fungi; Ascomycota; Sordariomycetes; Hypocreales; Hypocreaceae
Exons: 4
Coding region: 1-1440 (479 amino acids)
Biological process (GO): transmembrane transport
Cellular component (GO): fungal-type vacuole membrane
Molecular function (GO): transmembrane transporter activity
Source: RefSeq, a predicted model, not a curated record